This is a messenger RNA of Vigna angularis (adzuki bean), 616 nucleotides long. RefSeq names its product photosystem II 10 kDa polypeptide, chloroplastic. The coding region runs from base 71 to 490 and encodes 139 amino acids. Gene Ontology annotation, cellular component: photosystem II oxygen evolving complex; photosystem II; thylakoid membrane. The record is from RefSeq and is a predicted model, not a curated record. The transcript is spliced from 5 exons. Lineage: Eukaryota; Viridiplantae; Streptophyta; Magnoliopsida; Fabales; Fabaceae. Gene Ontology annotation, biological process: photosynthesis.
AUGUUUUGUUUCCCAUAGCAAAGAAGAAGAAGCAUUUGCAGAAGCAGCAAAACUUAGUCUGAGCUGAAAAAUGGCCUCUUCAGUGAUGGCAUCUGUGGCCCUUAAACCUGCCCCUUUCACUGUUGAGAAGUCCUCAGUCAGAGGACUUCCCUCCCUUUCAAGGAACUCCUCUUCAUUCAGAGUUGUGGCCAGUGGUGGCAAGAAGAUCAAGACUGACACGCCCUAUGGAAUUAGUGGUGGCAUGAACUUGAGGGAUGGACUUGAUGCAUCUGGCAGGAAAGGAAAGGGAAAGGGUGUGUACCAAUUUGUUGACAAAUACGGUGCUAAUGUUGAUGGAUACAGUCCUAUCUAUGACACAAAGGACUGGUCCCCAACCGGUGAUGUCUACGCUGGAGGUACGACUGGUUUGGCUAUCUGGGCUGUAACUCUACUUGGUCUGCUAGCUGGUGGUGUACUUCUUGUCUACAACACAAGUGCUUUGGCACAAUAGACUUUGCAGAUCCAUGUUUAUUUUACAACUUAGUGCAUGUACCUAUUUAAACUUCAAGAAUACUUCAUCAACUACUUUGUGGAUAUGUGAUAUUCCUUCUGUUCUAUAAAUGCUUGGAUGUGAAAA